Molecule: messenger RNA, 2223 nt
Organism: Anopheles bellator
Lineage: Eukaryota; Metazoa; Arthropoda; Insecta; Diptera; Culicidae
Product: G protein-activated inward rectifier potassium channel 3-like
Exons: 10
Coding region: 571-2061 (496 amino acids)
Biological process (GO): potassium ion import across plasma membrane; regulation of monoatomic ion transmembrane transport
Cellular component (GO): plasma membrane
Molecular function (GO): inward rectifier potassium channel activity
Source: RefSeq, a predicted model, not a curated record
GGUAUCGGACGGUCAUUGUUAUCCCGCCAGUGCUUUCGAGUGAACGCUCUACAGAGUGGUCAAAAAAUUCCCGGUUCCAAAUCGGACGCUUUCGGUGUGCGUUUCCGUGGCCGUGUGUUUGGUUACCCUUAACCGGUUAUCGUGCGUGGCGAAGAUGCGUAGCUAUCGACCCGGGACUGUAAACGGGAUCCGAGUCGGUGAUCGAAGAAGAUCAACAAGUAGGCGACCGAGCAACGGUCGGGGUGUCGUUAACUAAUUCGAACCUGCGGAACACCUCCGGACCCGGCCGACGGCGAGAAUUGAAAGUGACAACUUCAUUAGUCACCGUUCCGCCGCUCGAAGAUGGCGCCAGGAGUGAUGCAGCAGAAAGUGCCGUGAUGGGCAAGAGUGUUGCCGCUCCCAAGACGAACCUGUGACGGGGAGCUGCCACGGAUGUGUGUUUCGAAGGAUGGCCGCAAGUGAAGAGGAAUAGGCGGCGGAAGCCCAACGAGCCCACCCAAAACACGUGUUGGCAGCCGUGCUGUGGCCAAAGAGAGCGCGCGGGAGAGAGAGCGUGCCAAGACCUUAUUUAUGUUUGACCAGCUUCCCGGGCAGUGGAAGGGCGUCACGCGCAGCAUCGGCACCGUCAUGUCGCGGAACUGGAAGCAGUGCCUCGCCCGGGCAUCGAUAGCGAUUGACAACGACAAAUGGGCGCAAGCAUCGUCCACGGAACCGGACUGGCACGAGGAGACGCACAAAUACCGGCAGACACGGUACAGCUCGAGGCGCAUCCGGAAGCGCGUCAUCUUCAAGCAGGGCGACUGCAAUGUGAUCCAGGGCAAUAUGGCCAAGCGGCGCCGUCGGUACUUGCAGGACAUAUUCACCACGCUGGUGGACAUUCAGUGGCGCUGGACGCUGUUCGUGUUCGCGUGCUCCUUCAUCCUCAGCUGGCUGGGAUUCGGCGCUAUCUGGUAUCUGAUAGCCCUCAGCCACGGCGAUAUUCAAGCGGUCGGUGUUCUCAUUGCAGAUGAAAGCCACAAACCGUGCGUGACGUACAUUUACGGAUUCACCUCAGCGUUCCUGUACUCUCUCGAAACCCAGCAUACGAUAGGUUAUGGCAAUCGGUACAUCACCGAAGCGUGCCCGGAGGGCAUCUUCAUCCUCGCCCUGCAGAGCAUCACCGGGGUGUUCAUUCAAGCAUUUAUGGUCGGCAUCGUGUUUGCGAAGCUGUCGCGCCCGAAGAAGCGUGCCCAGACGCUGCUGUUCUCGAAGAACGCCGUCAUCUGCCACCGGGACGGGGUGCCCUGUUUGCUGUUCCGGGUCGGCGAUAUGCGCAAGAGCCACAUCAUUGAGGCGCACGUGACGGCCCAGAUCAUCCGGCGGAAGACUACCAAAGAGGGGGAGAUACUACCGUUCUACCAGCAAAACAUGGAGGUGAGCUGCGACGGUGGUGACGAUCGUCUGAUGUUCAUCUGGCCAACGAUCGUGGUGCACAAGAUCGAUCGCGACAGCCCGCUGUACAGCUUGUCCGCCCAGGAUAUGCUUCGGGAGCGGUUCGAGAUCGUCGUAAUGCUCGAGGGUGUGGUGGAAUCGACGGGCAUGACGACACAGGCGCGCAGCAGCUACCUGCCGUCGGAGAUCCUUUGGGGCCACCGCUUCGAGUCGGUCGUAUCGUUCAAGCGCGAAACGGGCGAAUAUGAGGUCGACUACACGACGUUCAACGAUACGUACGAAGUGGAUACGCCGCUCUGCAGUGCCCGCCAGCUGCACGACGUGAAGAAGGAGCUCAACAAACAGAACGGAGUCGAUGGGUCUUCCGAAAGUGAUGAAUCUGAUAGCUCGUCGGUGGAUAAUGGAUCGGCGGAUCGCAAGAACUCGCUCAGCAAUGGCUACCUACGCUUUGCGCCCGUCUAUUGCGGCCAGCAGGCGGGCGACCAAGUGGCGCUAAACAUAGCACCAGCGGACCCGGCCACGCUUCCCCCGACGGACCAAACGCAGACCGCGCCAUCGCCCGGUUCCGAACGCAAAAAGACUCCUCGGAAGCUGUCCAUCAAAGAGCCCUCGAUGGAUUCGCUCUGCUAGCACCCGAACCCCGGGCUCAAAUCGAUCAAACGCUCCGUGUGUUCGCGGAUCGGAUCGCGCGCGGAUGAUGGAACCGUUCUCGUGCUGUGCCGCGCAGUUGCGGUCGACAGGGCGGGCUUGCUGACACGGCGGUCCACGUGUGUUUUCUGGGCCAAACUUUGU